AUGGCUUCUGCUCCCUCUCAUUGCACCGAGCUCGCCAAGCUCUGUAGCUCCAAGGACUGGUCCAAGGCAAUUCGAAUCCUCGAUUCACUCGUUUCUCAGUCUGCUGCUGUUCAAGACAUCUGUAACCGAGCCUUCUGUUAUAGCCAAUUGGAACUGCAUAAGCAUGUGAUUAAGGAUUGCGAUAGAGCGAUUCAGCUUAACUCCUUGCAUCUUCAAGCUUACAUUCUGAAAGGUCAUGCGCUUUUUGCUUUGGGAAGGAAAGCAGAUGCUUUAAUGGUAUGGGAGCAAGGCUUUGAACUUGCUCAGCAUCAAUCUGCAUAUUUGAAGCAGUUGUUAGAACUUGAAGAGCUUUUGGUGAAAGAAAAACAAGGUAACAAUGCAUCGUAUGAAACCAAUGGACUGCCCAUGGUGCAAGCCAAAUCAGAUUCUUCAUGUAAUAAGAACUUGACUGAAACUUGUGAAAGCCAUGCUAAACUAUGUGACAAUACAAGUGAUAAAUCUGAGAUCUUUCUAAAGUCCACUGAUAAAUUUGAUGCAAAGAAUGAACUAAAUAGUGAAGGUAGAGAGUCUAAUAAAUGUGAUGGCCAAGUUAAUGGAAGCCCUGAUGUUAUUGAUAAUUUGUGCUAUAACUCUGAGUCGUGUAAUGAUUCAAGUGAUAAUUCAGAAUCAUGUGAUAAAGUAUUUACUAAUAGCGGUGAAUCACGUGACUCAAACGAUGCUCCUGAAAUUCUUAAAAAGCCCAGUUUUAAGUUUACUUUCCCCAGUAAAAAAAGUAGCGAAGCAAGGAAAAAUAAAAAGUUCUCUGUUGCUCGGAUUUCAAAGACAAAGUCUAUAAGUGUAGAUUUUCGGCUUUCACGGGGAAUAGCAGAGGUUAACGAAGGGAAAUAUGCUCAUGCUAUAUCCAUUUUUGACCAGGUACAGUGUUGUCUUCCACAAAAAGGAGCAAUGGGAGAGAUUCAUCAAAUGAUUUUGAAAAAGAUACGAAUUAUGCGUUUGAUCGAGUUGAAGAAUUUGUCAAUGUAA
Molecule: messenger RNA, 1023 nt
Organism: Vicia faba (fava bean)
Lineage: Eukaryota; Viridiplantae; Streptophyta; Magnoliopsida; Fabales; Fabaceae
Source: the annotation of a GenBank genome assembly